This is a messenger RNA of Cajanus cajan (pigeon pea), 1173 nucleotides long. RefSeq names its product peroxidase 3. Lineage: Eukaryota; Viridiplantae; Streptophyta; Magnoliopsida; Fabales; Fabaceae. The record is from RefSeq and is a predicted model, not a curated record. Gene Ontology annotation, molecular function: peroxidase activity; heme binding. Gene Ontology annotation, biological process: response to oxidative stress; hydrogen peroxide catabolic process.
UAAAUCACUGAGUACUGUUCUGAAAUCAAGCACAGAAAUGAAGUUGCUUCUUACAACAAGUAUCUGAGUUUUUAUAUAUAGUUCUCUGGCAAUCAAGGUCUCUACCAAAUACGCAGAAAUGGGAAGCCAGAGUUACUUGAAGGUUUUGGUUAUUUGUCUCAUAGCAGCAUUACUUGGAUCAACUCAAGCUCAAUUGCAGCUUGGUUUCUAUGCUAAAAGCUGUCCAAAGGCUGAACAAAUCAUUUUCAACUAUGUUGUUGAGCAUGUCCACAGAGUUCCAUCACUAGCAGCUGCCCUCGUUAGACUUCAUUUCCAUGAUUGUUUUGUCCAGGGUUGUGAUGCAUCAGUGCUACUGAACUCAACGAAAAACAACCAGGCUGAAAAGGACUCUAUUCCAAAUCUUACACUUCGAGGCUUUGACUUCAUUGAAGGAAUAAAGAGCCUUGUUGAAGCUGAAUGCCCUGGGGUAGUCUCUUGUGCUGAUGUCUUAGCUUUGAGCGCCAGAGACUCUAUUCAUGCCAUUGGUGGACCCUACUGGAAUGUUCCAACAGGUCGAAGGGAUGGAUUAAUCUCUAGAGCAACAGAUCCAUUAGUUAGCCUUCCUGCUCCAUUCCACAACCUCACCACCCUCUUAUCACGCUUUGCCAAUGUUGGACUUGAUGUAAACGACCUUGUCUUGCUUAAUGGUGCUCACACAAUUGGGAUCGCACAUUGCUCUACAAUUGCAAAUCGUCUAUACAAUUUUACUGGCAAGGGUGACACAGACCCAAAUCUAGACAGUGAAUAUGCAAAAAAUCUAAAGACAUUAAAGUGCAAGAAUAUCAAUGAUAAAACUACACUUAUUGAGCUGGACCCUGGAAGUCGUGAUACAUUUGAUCUUGGCUUUUACAAACAAGUGGUUAAAAGAAGGGGCUUGUUCCAAUCAGAUGCUGCAUUGCUUGAUAGCUCCAUCACAAGGUCUAUUAUCGCCAAACAACUUCAAUCAACUCAAGGAUUCUUUGUGGAGUUUGCCAAGUCCAUAGAGAAAAUGGGUAGAAUCAAUGUCAAGAUUGGAACAGAAGGAGAGAUAAGGAAACAUUGUGCACGAGUGAACAACUAAAACUAUAUGUUGAGUAGGUGCAAUUUGUAUGUCUACUUUUCAACUCAAUUAUUAUUAUUAUUUUUUUUUGUUUA